Messenger RNA from Microplitis mediator, 3272 nucleotides. Its product is annotated as WD repeat-containing protein 6. Gene Ontology annotation, cellular component: cytoplasm. The transcript has 7 exons. The coding region runs from base 178 to 3246 and encodes 1022 amino acids. Gene Ontology annotation, biological process: tRNA methylation. The record is from RefSeq and is a predicted model, not a curated record. Gene Ontology annotation, molecular function: protein binding. Lineage: Eukaryota; Metazoa; Arthropoda; Insecta; Hymenoptera; Braconidae.
AUGGUUCCAUAUGUCUUGUGAACUAAAAUUAACGGUUUAAAAAAUUUGUCGACAAUAAACACACGUGGUUUAGGAUCAACAAAGUUUACAUAUAAUUAUUUUUUAAAAAAUUGUUAACGAAGUUCAUGAAUUAAUUUAUUUAAUUUCGCUGUAUGAACUACAUUUUUUUGUAUCAAUAUGUUGUCUGUAGAUAUAUGUCAUGAUAUUUUAGCUAUUCGCUGCAUUGAUAGUUAUAUAUUUGUAGGCAUUGGCACUAAAUUACACGUCUUCAAUAGUAUUGAUUUCAAGUGUAAAUUAAUAACUGAUACUGAUCAUCAAGAUAUUAUCCAUGAUAUUGUGAAAAAUGGUUCUGAUAAAUUAAUUAUUUUUGGAGGAAAAUAUUUAAGUAUUUUUUCAUAUAAAAUAAAUCAAGAUGAAUUAAUAGUAAACAAAUUGUCUACUCAUAUUUUUAAUGACUGGAUAAUCAGCUCGAGUUUUUAUUCAAUAAACAAUACAGAAGAUAUUUAUAUUUUGUUUGCUCAUAAUAAUUUAUAUUUGUACAAUACGUCGUCCAAAGAAUAUACUAAUGUAUUAUGUGAAGAAAAAUGUAUACUAUAUUGCGGUUUUAUUUCUGCAGAAAAAGAUCAAGUUGUUAUCUUCAGCGGUACAGUAUUUAAAGAAAUAUUAAUAUGGAAAGUUAAUAUUAAAAUUGAUGUAACAAAAGAUAUAAAUGUGUUAUAUCGUUUAAAAGGACAUAAGGGUGUAAUAUUUUCUAUUUUUUAUGAUGAAAAACAAAAAUUAAUUACCACGACUUCCGAUGAUAGAACAAUAAGACUAUGGGAAAUUGAUAAUAAAAUGAAUGAGACGGAAAAUUAUUGGGAUAAUUUAAUAAUUAGUCUUAAAGCAACGAUGUUUGGUCAUACUGCUCGAGUAUGGAAAUCUUUGAUUGUUAAUGAUAAAAUAAUUAGUGUAGGAGAGGAUUCAUAUAUUUUUAUUUGGACACUAGAAGGAAAAGUAUGUAAUAAAAUAAUAGCACAUGAAGGCUCAGCAGUUUGGACUCUUGAGAUAUCAAGAGACAAAUCCACAAUAUUUACUGGUGGAGCAAACGGUGGCGUUAAUUGCUGGCCAUUGAUAAAUGAUGAGACCACAGCUUUGCUUCCUAAGCUGUCAUUUAUAGAUAAACAGAUACCAAAAUAUUUAUCGUACUUAAAUAAUGGCGAUCUUAUUGUUUUUUUAGACAGCGGGCAAUUAUUGACAUACGAUAAACAGCUUUGCCCAAAAGACUCAAUCAUUUUACCGAAAUACAAAAGCUACUGCUUAAUGCAGGUGUCGUCCAAUCGUAAACUAAUUGCUUUUGCUUCCAAAGACGGAUAUGUGGACGUAUUUCAUGAAGUUAAUGACAAAUUAGAACUUUUUAAAGACCCGGAAAAAAUAAUCGAGUCAAAAAUUUAUUCAAUUCAAUGGCUGGAUGAUAAUUCAAUGCUGAUAUGUGGCGACAAGGGUCAUCUAAAAGUUAUUAAAAUUGAUGUUAAUAAUAAAUUUAAUGUUCAAUGUGAAUUUACUUUGCCAUCAAGCCGGGAGUGCUGGACUACAGCAGCGAUAAAGUUUAAUAAUUUAAUUAUUUGCGGCGAUCGCGCUGGAAAUGUUUAUGGAUUUGAUAUAAAAUCCGAUAGUAGAACUCCGCAGUAUAAUUUUAGUAAAAUCCAUGGACGUCUGGGUGUACAAUCAUUCGGAUCAAUGAACAAUAAAUUACUAAGUACUGGUCGUGACGGUACUUUAAGAUUUUAUAAACUAAUAGUAAAUAAUAAUGAUGAAAAUAAUACAUUAUUAAAAGUACUCGAUGGUAAAAAAAUGCCAAUGGAAUGGGUCAGCAGAACUCUUAAGACAAAUAAUGAUUUAUAUGUUAUUGGAUUCAAGGAAAUUGAAUUUAUUAUUUAUAGCAUGCGAUUUAAUAGACUCGUUUUGAGGAUAACAUGCGGUGGUGGACACAGAUCAUGGGACUGUAUUUAUAUAAACGACGUCAUUAAAUUUUCUUGUAUUAAAAAUAAACAAGUUUACAUGACAGACAAUAUAUUAUGUCAAUUCAGUGAUACAUUGAUCACCGGUUUUCAUACUAAAGAAAUCCAUUCUGUUGAAAUAUUGCCGGUGUCAAAUAAAAAUCACAUGAUUUUUAUAUCUGCGAGUGAAGACUGUACAUUACGUUUAAGUAAUUUGCAAUUAUCGUUAACGAAUGAAAUAAAAUUAAAUUACUUGGAUACAUAUCAUGGUCAUAUUUCAAAUGUUAAAGCUAUUGCUGUUGUUAAUUUGAUUGACACAAAUGAAGAAACUAAAAAUUUGGUGUUUACUGUUGGUGGAAGAGCACAACUUAAAGUUUGGGAAAUAACUGUAGAUAUAGAUAAAAAUAUUCUGACGAAUGAUGACGUCAGUGUCGUUGAAUUAGCGACAUUUAUGAUACGUGAUAUUGACAAAUGUAAACGAAAAACUUUUCAACAAAAGCAACAGACUUAUUUUAUUGAUCCAGAAACGCGUUUUAUGGAUGUAAGGGCAUAUUUAAAUUCGGAAAAUAAAAUUAUUGUUUUUAUUGCUUGUUCUGAUGGAUACUUAAGAAUUAUGUCUUAUGAUAUUUCUUUACAUGAAAUUAAACUGAUAAAUGAAAUUUCUUAUUACAAUCGUUGCAUAAUUAAAAUUCACAGUUUUUUACAUGAAAAAGAAUUAAUUCUUAUCAGUAUGGCUACUGAUGGAUUUAUCAACCUGUGGUCUGUAAAUUCGAUAAUUUAUUCUGAUGAUGGUGAUCGUAAAAUUGUCAAAGAACCAUUUAAAUUGUGGAUUGCACAUCAAUCUGGUAUUAAUAGUUAUGAUUUUUGUAAGAAAGACAAAAAUUAUUUAUUGUUAACAGGAGGUGACGAUAAUAAAAUUUGUUUAACGAUAUUUAAUAUUGUUGAAUUACAAAAUAAAGUACUGGAUGCUAAAAUAAUUGCUGAUUGGAAUUCAACAUUGAUUCACUGUGCUCAGAUAACAGGUGUCAAAUUUUAUGGAGAAAAUAAUUUUGCAAGUGUCGCAAUAGAUCAGCGAAUAGUAAUGUAUCAUUACUCACUAACUAAUUCAAUUUUAUCAGUAACUCCAUUAAUUAAAUUAAUAAAAUUAACUUCUGUUGCUGAUGUUCAUGGUAUAACAUUCGUAUCAAAUGUUAAUGACAAUAAACCAUUAGCUUGUGUUUAUGGACAAGGAAUAGAAGUAAUAGAAUUUGAAAAACAAAAUUUAAAUUAAAACAAUAAAAUAUUUUUUAAAUUUAA